CGAAUUGUUACACUAAAUACUUAACUGAAACGACUACAGCACAUUUACAUUCUUGAUAAGAAGGGAGAGAUCAAAGAGCAACGCCAAAUGAGGAAAAUGGCAAAACCGUGUGGUACUCUGGCAGAGAGGUUUGCUUGCACAGCCUCAAUUUCAGAUGACGUCCCUGAACAACAGGUCAAGGAUACACUACAUUUUCUCAAACGAGUGGGUAUCUCCGACCCCAUUCCAGAUCACUGCGAGACCAAAGACUUCUACUCCUACCUCGUUCGUGGCAUCCUUAAGCCCCUCAACAUUCAACGAGGCCGUGUCACCUGCCUUGUCUCCGUUAAACCUGCUUUUAUUAACUCUUUUGGUGGAUUCCAUGGAGGAGCUAUAGCUGCUGUUGCUGAGGCUGUGUUGGUAGCUACUGCGAGAACGGUUGUGGCUGAGGAUAAGGAGCUUUUUCUAGGGGAAUUACUAAGCAUCUCUUACCUCUCUUCUGCUCCAAAGAAUGUGAGUCCUUUAGAAUUUGAUCUAAAUUCUGGUAACUGUUGUAUUUGGUGGAACUGACGGCCUCUUCUAAGGCAAGUUAAGUGGUACUGAAUGACCCUAAAGCAAGAUCAUAUGAUAUAAGAUUUUUGAUGCUCAUAAAAUUUACCUGUAUAUUGUGAUUGGAACUUUCCUUUUACUUGUUUUAACUAAUAAACAAGAGAUUGUUUGCUUUUCUUUGAAACCCUUUUCUAUGGAGGUGAGCACACUUUGUCAUUCUGACUAAGAAAUGGGGCAAAAAGUGGAAACAUACAGACCACUAAUGGUU
Molecule: messenger RNA, 796 nt
Organism: Rosa rugosa (rugosa rose)
Lineage: Eukaryota; Viridiplantae; Streptophyta; Magnoliopsida; Rosales; Rosaceae
Exons: 2
Coding region: 88-549 (153 amino acids)
Molecular function (GO): fatty acyl-CoA hydrolase activity
Source: RefSeq, a predicted model, not a curated record